Lindgomyces ingoldianus is the source of this 794-nucleotide messenger RNA. RefSeq lists its product as uncharacterized. The record is from RefSeq and is a predicted model, not a curated record. Bases 61 to 771 code for a protein of 236 amino acids. Lineage: Eukaryota; Fungi; Ascomycota; Dothideomycetes; Pleosporales; Lindgomycetaceae. The transcript is spliced from 3 exons.
CCAACCUCACAUUCGGACCUUUUUUGGGGCCUCCGUGGCGCUGGCCACAACUUCGGUAUCAUGACCGCUCUUAUGUACACUAUCCAUCCUAUCAACCUUAAGAAUGGGAUAGAGGUCUGGAGCUACGAAUCUUCCAUCCUACCCGCAGCGACAGGGAACUUCAAAGCCGUAUACGAGGAAGCGGCGCAACAACUGGAUACCCUACCUAAAGGCUUCAUGUAUUAUAGAGCAAUUGCGAUUAAUCCCGAAAUUGGCCUGGAUCUGAAAGCAUCAAGCAAUGGAUCCAAGCCCUUUUAUGAUAUGGAGCUGACGUUAGUGGUGCACAAGCAAGCCCUGUAUCCGGAUAUCCCGCGCUUCUUCAUGCUGGAUCAAGAUGCCAUACCGUGUAAUGUUGGUAAAGUUGCUCAUGGAGCCGUAUUGAUAAAGUUUCCGGUAGAUUUGGGGAAGCUUAAGCAAGUGCUAGUCGCGAAUCCAGAGUAUUCGGAGGACUUCUUCCUCAUUGAACAACAUUCAACCCAAGAAGUGAGAGCGGUGGAUGGAAAGAGUGCGGCGGUUCCGUACAGAGAAGACAGACUAUUGAUCGCCCCGAUAAUAUUCUAUCUAGCUCUUAAGGACGGCAAACCUAACGUAACUCUAGACGCGCAAGCUGUCAAAGCUGGAAAUGGGAUCCGUCAGAUUCUCGCAGAUGUUGCCAAAAGACAAAGUCAAAACUAUCACCCAUAUGUGAAUUAUGUAUAUGGUGGAGAGAGACUGGAAGAAAUGCAUGGUUAGGAGAAGUGGCGGUUGGAAAAACC